UUGACGAAUGAGUGAAAAAUUAAUAAACUAUUUUACUCGUCGAUCGUUAUGAGACAGAAAGGAUUGAUUUUUUUUCUUUUUUUUUUCUUUCUUUUUUUCUCUUUUUUUUUCUUUUUUUUUUUUUUUUUUUUGACGAAUGUUUCACGUACGAAUAAAUAAAUAAAAAUUUCCAUAUACACGAUGGCAGAUAUUACGAUAAUUAAACUUUAAGUAAAUAAAAUUUGAAAGUCGAUUUAAUGGGAUAUAUGAUGUAAAGAAAUGUUUGCAAAAAUAAUCGAUAUAACGGCGAAAAAAUAAUGAAUAAAUAAGGAGUAUAGAUCGGCUUUUGAUAAUUUAAAGAGGAUCGUGCUAGGGCACCAACGACAGGUUGCCGUUUUAUGUCACGUGGUUACAGUUAAGCGGGGAAAGGUCUUCCCGUGUUGCUUGUUUCGAAAUGUCAACAAUUGUCAACAAUAUGGCCUUGUGAAAUAAUCCGUAUGUGGUAAUAGCCAAACGUUUUUGUGCAAGUAAUAUUGAAUUAAUUUAUAAGAGUAUAGCUCGAUGGACUUCGAUUGAUACGUACACGUAAUACGAACAGCAUUAACGAUAUGUACUAUCCUAACCUUAAAUUUAGAAAUCAACAUCAGUUUCACUAAGAUAAUAAAAAUCUUUCAAAAUUUUACAUAACGAUAAACGAAAUGGCAGGACAAUUAGAAAGACUAAGAAUUUACUUUGUUACGUGGAACGUGGCCACUAAGUAUCCUGUACAAGAUUUGCAUCAACUUUUAAAUAUUACACAUGGAAAUAUAAAAUCUUUACCAGACAUAUAUUUUAUUGGACUACAGGAAGUAAAGGCACAACCACAGAAUAUGGUAUUAGAUAUUAUUUUUCAAGAGGAUCCAUGGACCAAAUCGUUCAGAGAAGUAUUAAAAGAUUACGAUUAUGUGAAAAUCCGUUCUCAACGGUUACAGGGUCUUGUUUUAAAUAUGUUCUGUUUAAGAAAACAUAUUACUCAUUUAAGAUUGGUAGAAGCACAAUAUACGAGAACAGGAUUUGGUGGAAUGUGGGGCAAUAAAGGUGCCGUAAGCAUAAGAUUGAAUAUAUAUGGCGUUAGCAUUUGUGUAGUAAAUACACAUUUAACGCCUCAUGAUCAUCUAUUAGCAGAUAGAAUAGCAGAUUAUAAUACUAUUCUUAGAGAACAUUCUUUUAGUGCACCUGACACAUCAAACAUUUUAUAUCAUGAUUAUGUAUUUUGGAUCGGGGACUUGAAUUUUAGACUUCAUGGGGAAGAUCUAACUGCAAUUGAUAUUGAUUUAUUGGUUAAAAAAAAUAAAUUGAAUCUACUUUUGGAAAGGGAUCAAUUGAAAUUGGUGAUGAGGAAUGGCGAUGCAUUCGCAGAACUAAAUGAAAACAAUAUUGAAUUUCCUCCUACGUACAAAUUUGAAUUUGCUUCGCAGGAAUUUGAUCUCAAACGCCGGCCAUCUUGGACAGAUAGAAUUUUGUAUAAAGUUAAUGCAGACGUAUAUGACGAUGUUACAUUAAGCGCCCUACAACUUAAUUACAAGAGUCAUUCUAAUUACAUUCAAUCUGAUCAUAAGCCUGUAACCGGUGAAUUUGAUAUUAUGAUCAGACCAAAUGUGGAAGACCAUGGCGUAGAGUUUCAACCAGUUUCUGCUUGGUUUAUAGACGAAGAAAAUUCAGUAUCGUAUAAAUUGAUUGGAGAUGUAAGACCAGUAAGUGGAGAUUGGGUGGGUCUUUUUCAUAAUCAAUUUUCUAGUUUAGAUGAAUAUAUCGUCUAUGAAUAUGUUGUAAGAGGUAGAACAGCAGAAACUUCAGAAGUGGAAUCUUCCGAACCAAUAACGGAAAGAAUAUUUUUUAGCGAUUCGGCCCUUAGAAUUCCUGGAAUGUAUCGUUUAGUUUAUGUAGCGCAACGCGGUGAUCUCAGAGGAAUUCUUGGUAUGAGUCCACCAUUUCCAGGUCAUCGCAGACCACUUUGAUUGAAUCUCUCCUCUAAAUCCAGACAAAUUAGUUGAAUUAUUUUCACGGUAAUCUAUAAUUUAGGAUUAUUAAUGAAAAUGUUUUAUCGGUGUAUGAUACGAAUCAGUUUGAUUUUGAUCAUUAAUUUUAAUUAACGGGCCUAAGAAGAAUAAUCGACCAAAAGGAUUUACAAAUUCUUUCUUUUUUUUUAUGAAUAUAGAGUAAUAUAUAAAAAAAUAAUGACAAUUACGAUUAAGGAAACGAAAAGAAAAGAAACAUAAAAUGUACGAAUAGUUUGUUCAUUUUCUGCAUGUUAGUUACGUUAGAAAUCGUAUCGUUUUUAAAUGAAUUACAAACUUUCUUUUAUAAUAUGAAAAUUGGUUAAUCAAGCGAUUUCAGUGGCACUUGCAGCAAAGGUUGAAUAAUUUUUAAAUGCAGAAACAAUUGAUUUGAUCUCAUUUGACAUAAAAUUAAAAGAACAAUUAUUUUUUAUUAAUAAAUGAUACCCAAAAUAGGAAUAGUAUAUCGUACUGUUUAAAUAUCGCUUUUAAAUGCCUUAACCAUAAAAGGUUAAUCGAAUACUUAUUUCCUGCUAUUGUGAUAAUUCCAUCGAACAAAGAAACAUAAUCUAUAAUAUUCGUGUUGAAAUUUAAUGGAGGAAAAUAUCUGGCAUAAUAUUCUAUAUAUAUAUAUUUAUAGUUACUAUAUUAUUAGAUAUUAGACAAUUUUGUUUAUAAUAUUUUUAUGUUAUUUUUGGUACCUGGUUAAUGCUUCUGAGUUUAUUGCUCGGAUGCACUCGCACUUAAUUACCUUAUAUCUCGAAGAGCUUAUUAGAGUGAAUUGACGCAUUUUAUAAAUGUAAUCAAUUGUUGUAAUCAUAUAUGCACGCGUGCACUCUUUUGAGACAUUUUAGAUCAUUCGUUAUUAAAUAACGAGGCUUAUUGACUGGAUAUGUAGGUCAAUGUUAUGACUUGCUAUUUUAAAAUAUACCAGUUCAGGUUUACGAUGUGUAUGAAUACAAAAUAAUAAAUAUAUACAAUGAUAUACAUACAUAUAUAUAUAUAUAUAUAUAUAUAUAUAUAUAUAUAUAUAUAUAUAUAUAUAUACACGAUAUAUAUAACGAUGAAAAUAAAAUGUAACAGUAUUUUUUAUCAGUGCAUUUCAUUGUUCAGUAAACCUUUAUUCAUUAAGUAGAGGCAUAAGAUAUUAUUAUAAUUCGUAUAAAUAUUUUUAUUAAGAAAAAUAUUAUCAUUAAAAUAUUUACACGAUCGGUUGUAUUUAAAUAGAUUUACUUUAUAUAAAUAAAUAAUAAUAAUUGUCAAUUAGACGUUGAAUAAUAUUAAAAUAGUGUAUAAUAUAUUGUAGUGAAAUAACGAUAACAAGAAUAUGACACGAUGUAAUUUACAUGAUUUCUUCAAGGUCUGUUUACAAGUUAAACGAUAAAACGAUCAUUUAAUAAUAGAAAGAGAGAUCAUUUAAUAAUGAAAAUGUUAGAAUUAAUGGCAUAUUACUACUAAUGGUUAGAUAACAAAUGUACAGAUACAUAAAUAACACUCAGUUAUACACCAAUAUAGCUGAGCAUGGUGAGAAAACAUGUUGUUAUUAGAUUGUUGCAUAAUUACUUUAGCAUUUUCUUAAAAUACUCUCCUAUGUUUGAAUUUUUUCCUUAAAAAUAACGUACAAUCGAAUAAACGUACACUUUUGUAACAGAUCAAAAAAAAAAUAUAUAUAUUCAACAUUAAAAUUUAACAUAAAAGAACAUUACUAAUUAUAUAAUAAUUAAAUUCAUUAAAUAAUUAUAUCAAUUCUAAUUUUUGUUUUAUCAGUACGUUGUCGAAUUG
Molecule: messenger RNA, 3797 nt
Organism: Vespa velutina
Lineage: Eukaryota; Metazoa; Arthropoda; Insecta; Hymenoptera; Vespidae
Product: inositol polyphosphate 5-phosphatase K-like
Exons: 9
Coding region: 678-1976 (432 amino acids)
Biological process (GO): phosphatidylinositol dephosphorylation
Cellular component (GO): cytoplasm; ruffle; plasma membrane
Molecular function (GO): phosphatidylinositol-4,5-bisphosphate 5-phosphatase activity
Source: RefSeq, a predicted model, not a curated record